AUGGCUCCCAUACCUGAUUUUGUCGGCUGGACCGGCUCCCCAAACUACAGAGGGACCAUCGACAUUCUUUAUACCAAUUUUGUUACUCUCUUUAUUUGUGUGUGGACUGUCCUUCAUCACAACAUCCAAGCAGCUGACGACGGGUACUGGACGAUCCUAGCCCGUAAAUCUCGAUGGGCGGCUCUUGCUAUCUGGGCGCCGGAAAUACUCACUCUCUUUGCCAUUAUGCAAUGGAACGCAGCCAACAUUUCCGUUGCAGAGAUGAAAAGUCUGGGCUUUAGUGACUGGACUAUGGUACACGCCUUCUACGCAAACGCCGGGGGCUUCGUUCUAUCAACGCCUGACUUCCCCCCUUUUCCGAUCAACGCAACUUCUCUACACUAUCUCAUCCGAACGAAGCGUAUCGAUAUGCCCGAUAUUACAAAGUGUCAAAUAUGGGACAGGAGCAAGGCUGAUCGACUGGCAAAGGCGGCGGCGUUUAUCCAAGCUGCGUGGCUUUUGAUUACAAUCAUUGCUCGAGCGAGUCAGUCCCUUACCAUCACCCCCUUUGAGGUCUUCACAAUAGCCUUCGUCGUUCCUACCUUGGCAACUUUAUACUUCUGGUCCAGAAAACCACAAAAUGUUGGCGAACCCAUCACCAUCUCUGUUAACUGGACGAUUGCCGAGCUGCUCAUCUCGGCCGGUGAUGUGGCCAAGGAGCCAUACGUGGAUACCCCACUGGACUUUGUUGAGAAGCCUCCUUGGGAUGGAUGGCGGCGUUUCCCCUCUCUACUACACUUUGGAGGACUUCAGAAACGCCCCUUGGCAAGAAUCCCCAACGACUAUUCGCCGCCUCCCCCAACUGGGAAGGAAGCAACAAUUGUCUGGGUAGUAUCUGUCGUCCAUGCAAUGAUUCACCUCGUCAGCUUGUCAUUCCCAUUCCCCACACAGACGGAAACCAUUCUCUGGAGAUCCUGUAGCCUGAUCCUGCUUGUGGUGAUGGUGGUAGGCAGCCUUGUGCCCGUGCUUUCCACCCAGCCCUGGUUUGACUUCACCUUCAACCUAAUUUGGAUCUGGACUCGAAAAGCCAAAAAAGACACCUUCGUUCGCAGGUGGCUGUUCAGGCUUCCUGCCGAUGCAGCCUAUUCUAUUUAUAUUGUUGCCAGGGUUAUAAUAUUUGUUGAGAUUUUUCUGGCAUUUAGGGCCAUGCCGAAGGAUGUGUAUGAUGAUAUUCAGUGGACGUCAUUUUGGCCACAUGUGUAG
Clonostachys byssicola is the source of this 1242-nucleotide messenger RNA. The record is from the annotation of a GenBank genome assembly. Lineage: Eukaryota; Fungi; Ascomycota; Sordariomycetes; Hypocreales; Bionectriaceae.